Molecule: messenger RNA, 1200 nt
Organism: Rhipicephalus microplus (southern cattle tick)
Lineage: Eukaryota; Metazoa; Arthropoda; Arachnida; Ixodida; Ixodidae
Product: piggyBac transposable element-derived protein 2-like
Source: RefSeq, a predicted model, not a curated record
AUGCCGCUCGAAGACGCGGAUGAAAUGUUCGCUCAGUUGCACAAUGGCAACCUAUCGGAUGUCGGCGAUACUGAAGAUGAGGAAGACGAUGACUUCGUUUUUGAAGAGACUGGGAGCAAUGACGGCGUCCUUGAAACGCGGGAAGCGUCAGAUGAGUUGGACGAGUCAGACGAGGAACAGGCAUGUCAAGAAACAUCGUGGUGCCGGAAAGCUUUUCAGAAGCCGUCAGCCGAUUUCAUGGGAGUUUGCGAUGAAAAUGAACCUCUUCAAGGUUCAACGACAUGCCUGAAUCCAGACCAAAAGAAGGAAUUUGGCGCCACGGGUGCUUUGGUUCUUCACUUCACGUCAAGGAUUCCGGAUGGACUUGGAGACAAAAUGGUUUUGGACAAUUUCUUUACAUCUUUGCCUGUGAUUCGAGAACUCGACAAGAAGAAGAUAUAUGCUGCCGGCACUAUACGCAUCAACAGGAUGCAAAAGUGUCCACUGAAGUCGGAGAAAGAAUUGAAAAAAGCUGGAAGAGGCUCCCAUGACACUUUAGUAAGCAGUGAUGGAAAGAUUGCCAUAACGCGGUGGUUGGGUGACCGCGCGGUGAACAUGGCAUCCAACUUCCUAGCUGUUGAAGAAGAAGAUUGUGUCUCCCAAUGGAGUAAGACAGAUGGUGCUUUCAUUGAAGUGAAACGGCCUGAUGUAGUGCAACAAUACAAUCAGAGCAUGGGAGAAGUUGACAAGACCGACUUUCUUGUGUCACUAUACUGCACCAACAUUCGUUCUAGAAAAUGGACACUUCGCGUUAUUGCACGCUUCAUGAACUUGGCUGUGACGAACUCCUGGCUGGAAUAUCGACGCGAUGCUGAGCAACAAGGACUACGCGUAAACGAUCAGAUGGACCUUCUAGAUUUCACGCUGCAAGUUAUGGAUGCCCUAGCAAAAGCUGGUGUGGCUGUUGCGUCGCGAAAGCGUGGGAGACCGUCUGCUUCCCCGAUGCAGCUAUUGAAAAAGCUUCAGUGUGGCAAUCAAAGGCCAGUGGAAGAUGUCAGGUAUGACCAAACCGGUCACUGGCCUGUUGCGAAAGAAGAACAACAGCGCUGCAUGCUGGAAGGCUGCAAGGGCAAGCCAAGAAUCAAGUGUGAAAAGUGCAAUGUCUACCUCUGCCUCAUGAAUGGGAGAAACUGCUUCAAAGAAUUUUAUGUCCGUCCCUGA